Molecule: messenger RNA, 1020 nt
Organism: Oppiella nova
Lineage: Eukaryota; Metazoa; Arthropoda; Arachnida; Sarcoptiformes; Oppiidae
Source: the annotation of a GenBank genome assembly
AUGCUCACAACGAUUUGGACAGUCCUUUCAAUUUUUGGCGGAAAUAAGGAUAAAACUGGAGUCGAGUUCUUCUUAGAGACCACGCGUCAGAUCAUUGCUACGAGACGUCAGAGUAAACAAAAGUAUAAUGAUUUCAUUCAACUGCUUAUGGAUGUCGAGAAGGACGGAGACAUCACUAGAGAUGAGGCAGAUAUACAUGAAUCACAUCAUGUAAACGAAGGAGAGGAAGAGUUGGAAAGUGAGAAGAAGGCUUUGAAUGUGAAUUUGGUUAACAAACAGUUGACUGAAUAUGAAAUCCUGGCGCAGGCUAUCGUCUUCUUUUUAGCCGGGUAUGAGACGACGGCCACUACUCUGACGUUCUGUACGUAUGAGUUGGCUCUCAAUCAAGAUAUUCAGGACAAACUGUACGAAGAAAUCAAUUCUGCCGUCGAUUCCAACGGAGAGAUCAGUUACGAAGAGUUGGCUCGACUGCCAUAUUUAGAUGCCGUCCUCUCAGAAACACUACGUCUUCAUCCGCCGGCCCAACGAUUGGCACGACUCGCCUCUACUGACUAUAAAUUGGGUGAAACUGGUAUUACAUUACUUAAAGGCCAACAAAUUGAAUUUCCAAUCCAUGGUAUUCACCACUUGGAGGAAUAUUACCCGAACCCAUUCCAGUUUAACCCUGAUAGGUUUUUGCCUGAGAAUAGACAUAACAUAAUUCCCUACACAUACCUGCCCUUUGGUGCCGGCCCUCGCAAUUGCAUUGGUAUGAGGUUUGCAUUACUCGAAGCAAAGUUAGGUUUGGCUCAUAUUAUCAGGAAAUACAGAUUCUUCAGAACUCCUAAUACAGACGUCCCUCUCAUAUACAAGCGUUCAUUCCUUUUGGCGUCUCCUAAAAGACUUUUAGUGGGAAUUGAGAAAAGGGACCAAUAGUUUGCCACUAAUGUACAGUACUAUUUGUAAACUUAUAAAUUAUAAGUUAUAAUAAGUAUACACAACGUUAAUACAUUACAUUAAAUAUUCAUAUGAUUCUAAGAC